AUGACGAAAACUAUUGAGAUAACAAACUACAACGGUCAUGAGUUCAAGAAUUUGUUCUUCGUUCCUCGUGAAAAUACAUUCUAUCAGAUACGAGGGAGAAAGGGUAAAGUUAGUUUGAGCGUUUAUGACUACAAGCAUAAUGGAAAGUUUAUACAAGCAUACGAUACAAACGGUAAACGUGUUUCAUUAGCUUUGUCAAAACUUACUAACAUUCAUUUUGACAGUGAUUUUGACCUAUAUGAAGAAGAAAGUGAGUCAGAAGAAUAUGAACUGUUGUGUGAAGCACAGCAAUGGGAGGAGUUGCAAUACUUUUGUAAGUGA
Molecule: messenger RNA, 321 nt
Organism: Trichomonas vaginalis G3
Lineage: Eukaryota; Parabasalia; Trichomonadida; Trichomonadidae
Exons: 1
Coding region: 1-321 (106 amino acids)
Source: RefSeq, a predicted model, not a curated record